UGACCGCGAGGAUGUAACUUCACAGUGCGAUUUUUAGAAACUUGAAGAAAUCACUAAAAUAUCGAAGAUGAAAAUUAUCCUUGCGUUACUCUGUGCGGUAACUUUGUGCUACGGGAGCGGGAUUCACGUGAACUCGCGAUGCACCCAAACCCCAUUCCCGUGCCACACGGAUGCCAUCUGUUCCAGUAACGGCCAAGGAUUCACCUGUAGAUGCAAAGACGGUUUUAGCGGCAACGGCCAGUAUUGCAAUCCUAACCAUCCUGAUCCUACUGAACCGACCCCACCCCCAAACCCUUGUCAUCCAAGCCCAUGCAGUCCACAUGCUUCAUGCAAUGCACAUUAUGGACAAGCUCAAUGCCAAUGUAACCAGGGAUAUACUGGUAAUGGGCGUCUAUGCACAGCUGACCCAUGUUACAACUGUAACGUCCAUGCGACAUGUCAUGGGUUUGGUCACUAUCGGCGUUGUGUGUGUAACCCAGGGUAUUAUGGUAAUGGACAACAAUGUGUAGACCCUUGCGAAAAUAAGAACUGUCACCAACACGCACAGUGUGUUAGGUCGGGAGCUUCUGCAAGAUGUGUUUGCAAUACUGGAUAUGUGGGAAAUGGAAUUAACUGUGCAGUACCAGACCCAUGUGAGAACGCAAACUGCCACGCGAAUGCCAAUUGCAUUUCAAGAGGUUACCCAGCAUAUACUUGUAUCUGCAAAACAGGAUACGUCGGCAAUGGUUACCAAUGCGAUUUUCCAGACCCAUGUGCUUCAGCAAACUGCCCAGAUCACUCAGACUGUGUUGCGUAUGGUUCAAGAUAUAGAUGUGUGUGUAACACUGGAUACAAUUUGGUUGCUGGACACUGUGUUGCUCCAGACCCAUGUGCUUCAGCAAACUGCCCAGAUCACUCAGACUGUGUUGCGUAUGGUUCAAGAUAUAGAUGUGUGUGUAACACUGGAUAUAAUUUGGUUGCUGGACACUGUGUUGCUCCAGACCCAUGUGCUUCAGCAAACUGCCCAGAUCACUCAGACUGUGUUGCGUAUGGUUCAAGAUAUAGAUGUGUGUGUAACACUGGAUAUAAUUUGGUUGCUGGACACUGUGUUGCUCCAGACCCAUGUGCUUCAGCAAACUGCCCAGAUCACUCAGACUGUGUUGCGUAUGGUUCAAGAUAUAGAUGUGUGUGUAACACUGGGUACAAUUUGGUUGCUGGACACUGUGUUGAACCAGACCCAUGCCACCCCUCCCCCUGCCACGCCCAUGCAACUUGUACAUCGGUGAGUAACCAUGGAAUUAACAUAGCUCAAUGUCGAUGUGAUGCCGGGUAUUAUGGGAAUGGUAGAUACUGUGCGCGUGACCGUUGCUACCAAAACAGAUGUCCAGCCAACUCUCGUUGUGUAAGGCAGGGCUUUGGUUAUGGUUAUGCUCGCUGUGUUUGUUUACCAGGCUACUAUGGAACUUACUGCAGACCCCUCAACAGUUGUGCAAACAGAUGUCAUCGUUACCACAAGGCAUGGCCGUGUCAAUGCAAUGCUUCAUGCGUCAGAUACAGAAACUGUUGCAGUGAUUAUGUCUCAAAAUGUUUUCGUGGACCUCACUAUGGAAAAUAAAACACUGAAUGCAGCUGCCCUGAUGCCCCAUGUAACUUUAAAUGUUCAUAUAUAAUCAAGAAUUUUUAAAUAGUAUAGUGUAUUUCUGUCUGUUGUGCAAAAUUUAAUUGUAAUAUUUAGUGUGGACUCGUUGAUUUAAUACGAGCAUCUAAAUUUCCAUAUAUUACACAUACACAUACACAUAGUAUUACAACGCUUUUUAACCUUUGAAAAUCUGGAAGGAAAUAUAUUUGUGUUGCCUACUACAGUGGUUUAACUAUUAUGUUAAAUUGUUCUUUAUUUUAGAAGAUAAA
Ciona intestinalis (vase tunicate) is the source of this 1887-nucleotide messenger RNA. The record is from RefSeq and is a predicted model, not a curated record. NCBI's taxonomy places the organism in Eukaryota, Metazoa, Chordata, Ascidiacea, Phlebobranchia, Cionidae.